Messenger RNA from Thermothielavioides terrestris NRRL 8126, 573 nucleotides. RefSeq lists its product as uncharacterized. Lineage: Eukaryota; Fungi; Ascomycota; Sordariomycetes; Sordariales; Chaetomiaceae. The transcript has 2 exons. The record is from RefSeq and is a predicted model, not a curated record. Bases 1 to 573 code for a protein of 190 amino acids.
AUGGCGUCGACCGUCACCAGCGACUCGGCCGUCUACGAGCGCCGCGUCGUCGAGCGCAUCCACAAGUACCACUGGCCGGCCGUGCAGCUCAACCUCUGGAUGCUCAUCAUGCUGAUCGCGUCGUGCCUAAUCAUCGGCGUGUUCGCAACCUUCAUCCAGAUCCAGCAGACACUGCUGCUGCCAAUACCAUGGUACUUCCCCUACUACAUCACGGUGGCCUCGCUGUCGGUGGCUUUCAUCCUGCUGCUGCUCUGGCUGAUCUUCCAGCGGCGGCUGCUGCCGAGCAUCGUGCUGAUCGGCGGCUUCAUCCUGUUCGUCCUGUGGCUCGUCGGCCUCGUCGUCAUCUCCAUCCAGCUGUGGGGGCCCUCCGGCUCCGUCAGCUCCAACUGCAACGUCUACGUCUUCGGCGCCAGCCCCCAGCCCACCGGCCAGAGCCUGCAGACGCUCGCCUGGCUGCAGCAGCGCAGCAUCUGCCAGAGCUGGCAGGCCGUCUUUGCGUUCGGGCUGGUUGGGGAGAUCUUUUUGUUGUGGAUCAUGGUCAUGUCUUAUCAGGUUUUUGCGGAUGAUUCUUGA